UAGUUUGUCGUUUAGUACACUAUAUAGCCUACAAUAUCAACCCGCUGGUGUGACUCUGGGCUCUAAAGUGAUGAUGAUGAUAAAUCGUGUGGGUUUAAACCUUUAUCUUCCCGCUGGAUGUCUGAGCUCUAGUGAUCGUCGCGUCGUUCGUGUUUGAAUGUUCCGGGUGUAUCUGAGAGCGCCAGUGGGCAGAAUCGGUGAGUCAGUGAGCGGCUGACGGACUCUGAAGCGCCGCUGCCCGUAACCGGAGAACGGGCGCGAUCUCUGUGAGAUGGACGUGAGGACACGAUCUCAACACGGCGAGAAAAACACGAAAACACGAGAAAACGUUUCGGACGCAACACAGAACCGGCCACAUUUUCCUCUGUCGCAUUUUUUCCUCCGCAUCCGCGACUGGCUUUCGUAGCAUCGGCGAUUUUUUACAGAUAUUCCGGGGAUAUUCGUCUUUAAAGACUAAGCGGUGUGUGAUUAGUACACACGGGGGAUCGAAAGACUGCGUUGACAUUAUUCCACGUUUACUUAUAACGAAGAAAAAGAAGAAAAUAUGAGCGAGCAGAGCAUCUGUCAGGCCCGCGCGUCCGUCAUGGUCUACGACGACACCAGCAAAAAAUGGGUGCCGAUCAAACCGGGUCAGCAGGGCUUCAGUCGAAUCAACAUCUACCACAACACAACCAACAACACCUUCCGUGUGGUGGGCGUCAAACUGCAGGACCAGCAGGUGGUCAUCAACUAUUCCAUAGUGAAGGGCCUGAAGUACAACCAGGCCACGCCCACCUUCCACCAGUGGCGUGACGCGCGGCAGGUGUACGGACUCAACUUCGCCAGUAAGGAGGAGGCCACCACCUUCUCCAACGCCAUGCUGUUCGCCCUCAACGUGCUCGGCAGCCAAGAUGGAGGUCCAGCUGUUCAGCGGCAGCUCCAGAACGGACCGAGCACAGAAGAACUGGAGGUGCAGAGACGGCAGAUGGAGAUGCAGCAGCAGCAAAUGCAGGCGCACAUUGAGCGGGAGAGACGAUCGUCCAACUCAGGUUCUCCGUUUCAGGGUCACCCCGCGGUGCUGUCCGUAGCUCCUCCCACUGUCGCACCUCCUCCUCUGUUGAUGGGCGGUCCGUGUCCUCCUCCUCCUCCCCCGCCCGGACCUCCGCCCCCCUCCGCCGGAGCUCCGCCUCCUCCCCCGCCCCCUUUACCUGUGGGUGGAUACGGGGGCCCCGGGGCCUCGCAGGACGACAGUCAGGGCCCCACCGGCCUCGCCGCCAUGAUCGCCGGAGCCAAACUGCGGCGCGUGCAAAGGCCCGAGGAAAACUCUGCUUCCGGUGCCAAAAACGAAGCCAACCGGACGAGUGGAGGAAGCGGAGGACUGAUGGAGGAAAUGAACGCGCUGCUCGCACGGAGGAGGAAAGCAGCAGAUGAGAAGAGAGAUGGAGAAAGCCAAAACGAUGAUCCGAACUCCCGUGGGCAGAACGCCGCAGACGGUGUGAAGAAGCCGUGGGACCGAGCGAAUUCAGCAGAGAGAUCAUCGCUGGUGUCCAGGGUUCGACCCGUGGGAAGCAUCGGCGACGCAGACGCCUUAGACUUUGACAGAAUGAAACAGGAAAUCUUGGAAGAAGUCGUUCGUGAAUUGCACAAGGUGAAGGACGAGAUCAUCGAUGCCAUUAGACAUGAACUCAGCAGAAUCAGCACGACAUAAUGUCCAUGUUUCCGAGAGCCAAACCCGGGCAGAAGCUGCUGUAGCUGACGAGGGACGCCGCCGGACGUUACAGCCGUAUUAAAGCCCGCAGACUCCGGCUCUAACACGUCUGGAACGCCGCAGAAUCCCUGAGCUUUGAACGGAGGACUCUUGCACUGACCUACUGUUUUCUGGUAUAAGUGGAUCUUUGGUGGCAGUCUUUUCAAAGUCUUUUGCAGAAACUGAAGAAAAUAGAAGAAACAUCACAAAUGUGUUUUUAUGAGGUGUUGUUCUUUUCAUUUUGUCUGCAUUAUUAUUGUUAUUAUUAUUAUUUUUAUUAUUAUAGUUGUAGUAGUAGUAGUAGUGUUUUCAUGUAGGUAGACGUAGGAACGAAUAAUAAUAAUAAAAAUGAUAAUAAUAAUAAUUGCACAUCACUUUUAUAUUUUUAUUGCUGUUAAUCUUCCUUUCAUCACAAGCACAUUUCUCGUUACCUCUCAGAACAUUUUUUAAGAGUUUUUUUUUUAUCCUUUUUGCCAUAAAAACAUGUAUUUAAUCACUGAAUGAGCGGUUUUGUGAAGGAUCUCAACGGUUGUUCUUCAGUUAUUUCCGUCUAAUGAACAAACACCGGAGUAUUUGUGAUCAUGUUGUUAAUAAAAUGUUUAUUGGCUGCAAGGACAUGGUGAAGUAUUGUUCUGUUUUAUGAUUUCUCUUUUUGACCAAGUGCUUCCUGGUUUGAGAAAAAAAUGAGUAAAUAAAUAAAAGAUAUACAUGACAUUUAAAAAGAAGUGAAAUAAAACUGUGAAGGAUGUCUUGGA
Messenger RNA from Ctenopharyngodon idella (grass carp), 2481 nucleotides. It is a transcript of the gene evlb, whose product is annotated as Enah/Vasp-like b. Gene Ontology annotation, biological process: actin polymerization or depolymerization; protein homotetramerization; positive regulation of actin filament polymerization. Bases 545 to 1687 code for a protein of 380 amino acids. The record is from RefSeq and is a predicted model, not a curated record. Gene Ontology annotation, molecular function: SH3 domain binding; actin binding; profilin binding. Gene Ontology annotation, cellular component: cytoskeleton. NCBI's taxonomy places the organism in Eukaryota, Metazoa, Chordata, Actinopteri, Cypriniformes, Xenocyprididae. The transcript is spliced from 13 exons.